Messenger RNA from Rhododendron vialii, 1535 nucleotides. RefSeq names its product spermidine synthase 1. The record is from RefSeq and is a predicted model, not a curated record. NCBI's taxonomy places the organism in Eukaryota, Viridiplantae, Streptophyta, Magnoliopsida, Ericales, Ericaceae. The transcript is spliced from 9 exons. Gene Ontology annotation, molecular function: spermidine synthase activity. Gene Ontology annotation, cellular component: cytosol. Gene Ontology annotation, biological process: spermidine biosynthetic process. Bases 161 to 1210 code for a protein of 349 amino acids.
AUUAUAAAAAUGGGACUGAGUAUCCAUCUAUAUAUACACCUGUACACACCUGUACGUAGUAUCCAAUCAGUGAAAUCGUGCGGCCUUCAUUUUAGGGCUUUAGAGAGAGAGAGAGAGAGAGAGUGUGUGUGUGUGUGCGCGUAAAGUAGUGAGAGGGUAGAUGGCGGAGGAGAGCGGCGCCGCUACCGAUUUCCCAGUGAAGAGGCAGAGGGAGGACGAAGAAUUGAACAACCACCACAACCACAAACACAACGGUGUCGAAAUGGAAGGAAUCAACGACAAUAAUAGUAUUAGCACCAACAAAGAGUCUGAAUAUAUUUCAUCUGUUAUACCCGGUUGGUUUUCUGAGAUCAGCCCAAUGUGGCCAGGAGAAGCACAUUCUUUGAAGGUGGAAAAGAUCUUAUUUCAAGGAAAAUCUGAAUACCAGAAUGUUAUGGUUUUCCAGUCUUCAACCUAUGGAAAUGUUCUUGUUUUGGAUGGUGUGAUUCAACUCACAGAGAGGGAUGAAUGCGCAUAUCAAGAAAUGAUUGUACAUCUCCCACUUUGCUCGAUUCCCAAUCCAAAGAAGGUUUUGGUUAUUGGAGGAGGGGAUGGCGGUGUCUUACGUGAAGUGUCUCGCCAUUCUUCUGUUGAGCAGAUAGAUAUUUGUGAAAUUGAUAAAAUGGUCGUUGAUGUUUCUGAACAAUUUUUCCCUCACGUCUCUAUCGGAUAUAAGGAUCCCCGUGUAACUCUACAUAUUGGUGAUGGCGUUGCUUUUUUGAAAGCUGUUCAUGAAGGAACUUAUGAUGCAAUUAUAGUAGACUCUUCUGAUCCAAUAGGUCCUGCACAGGAACUUUUUGAAAAGCCAUUUUUUGAGUCAGUAGCAAAGGCUCUUCGUCCUGGAGGGGUUAUUUGUACUCAAGCAGAAAGCAUAUGGCUUCACAUGCACAUAAUCGAAGAUAUUGUUGCAAAUUGCCGCCAGAUAUUCAAAGGCUCUGUCAACUAUGCAUGGACCUCAGUUCCUACAUACCCAAGUGGGGUGAUUGGUUUCAUGCUUUGCUCUACCGAGGGGCCGCCCGUGGAUUUCAAGCAUCCAAUCAACCCAAUAGAGGGUGAUGAUAGCCAUUGCAAAUCAAACGGGCCCUUGAAAUUCUACAACAAAGAGAUGCAUGCAGCAGCUUUCUGUUUGCCGUCUUUUGCCAAAAAGGUGAUCGAAUCGAAAGCUAUAUGAGCAAUUUCUUUUUGAGGCAUUCAAGGAGCGAGAUGUAGCUAUCGGAGGGUUCCCUUCAUCCUCAGUGAGGUUUCAAAUUUGAUGCCCUGAGUGUGCACCAUUGUCUAAUUGGAUAGAGUUUUAUGAUAUUUGCCAGCAUAGGGAUGAAUGUGUUUUUCUUGAGAAGAUUACUCUGGUUCUUAGCAUCCAUUUGCAGUUGACAAUAAUGACCAGAGUUCACGAUUUCAGUAGAUGGCACCUAUGUGAGGUCACUGGAACAAGAAGAUUUUUUUUCAUCUUUUUUAUCAGUACAUGAACCCUAAUGAUAUUGCAUCAUUGACAAAAA